This is a messenger RNA of Amoebophrya sp. A120, 4382 nucleotides long. The record is from the annotation of a GenBank genome assembly. Lineage: Eukaryota; Dinophyceae; Syndiniales; Amoebophryaceae.
CUCCAUCAGACAGAGAAACGACCCCAAUUCGAGACAUUCAAUUUGUCCAGAAACGAUACGUGAUCUUUUGAAACGCAACUGGAACGAUCAAAGCUUUGUAGUUCCAAAUCGUAGCAAGUUCACAACAUCUUUGUUCUGUAAAUCCGCUAGUUGUAGCUCUUUCCGAGAAAUAUCGACGACGACUUCAAUCUAAGUAGCUGUUUGCUGGUUAGCUUCUAGUUAGACGACGACGUUUCUCCAAACACCGAUCUUUUAUUUCUCUCUCACAAAAUCCGCGUUUCUAAAUACUGUCUAUUUCGAAACUCCAGGCCCGUUUGUGGUUGACCUUCCAGUUCGGAACGUUUUAACUGCAAAUCCACUUUGAUUUAUCUCCUUCGAAUUUUUUUAAGAAGUUUUUGUUGUUGCAAAAAAAAACAAAAUGGCCGCGAACACGAAGAACGUUGCUAUCGGUAUCGAUUUGGGUACCACCUACUCCUGCGUCGGUGUGUGGCAGAAUGACUCCGUGGAGAUCAUUGCCAACGACCAGGGUAACCGUACCACCCCGUCCUACGUCGCUUUCAACCCGGACAACUCCGAGCGCCUGAUCGGUGAUGCCGCCAAGAACCAGGCCUCUCGGAACCCGGCCAACACGAUCUUCGACGCCAAGCGUCUGAUCGGUCGUGAGUUGAGCGACACCAAUGUGCAGAAGGACAUGAAGCUGUGGCCCUUCAAGGUAAAAAGGAUACUAUUUUCGCGAUGUUUCAGAAGAUACGAGGACCCAUUUUUAAACCGGAGUUCCAAAAUGCGGAAAACGAAAUCUAAAUUGAAUGGACUCUCAUUCUGCUAGAAAUUUAAAUUUUUUGAAGUCGGAAUAGUGUGAAACCUUGAAUCUCAUCGCAAUCGUACAUAAUGAUGACCAAACGUUGAUCAUGCAUGGCUUGCUCGAGGCGCUAGCCGGUGUGGAUACCUACAACAGAGACUUUUUUUAUGUCUGAUUGUGCGAUAAUAAGAUUUUUUAGGUGUAGAAAAGCGCAGCUUCACGAUCCUCCCAUGCAACAAUCCAAAAGAACCAAAUUCACCCUCUCCACGUCCACCAUCCUGGCGAAUCUAAAUCUGAAUGCAAUAUGCAACACAAAUUUCGCCAUUUGAUUUCGAUAAACACAGGUCGUCCCGGAUGAGAGCAACCGCCCGAAGUUGGAGGUCAGCUUCAACAAGGAGCAGCGUUUGUUUUACCCGGAAGAGAUCUCUUCUAUGGUCUUGACCAAGAUGAAGGAGAUCGCCGAGGCCUACGUCGGAACCACGGUGCUUUAUUUCUCAUUCUGCUUUUUUUGAUUUUGGCGAAUAACCAUCGAAUUGCGGUCCGUAAAGAAGUUCUUACGUCGCAUGUGAUACAUCUGAGAUUGACGUAUCGAUUGAGCGCUUGUGGUGAGUUAUCUGAAAUAGUACAAUUUUGCAAUCAACUGCAGGUCUCUGACGCGGUUAUCACCGUCCCGGCCUACUUCAACGACGCCCAGCGUCAGGCCACCAAGGACGCCGCCCAGAUCGCGGGUCUGAACGCGCUGCGUAUCAUCAACGAACCCACCGCGGCCGCCAUCGCCUACGGUUUGGACAAGCAGAAGGACGGCAAGGCCACCAACAUCCUCAUCUACGAUAUGGGUGGCGGUACCUUCGAUGUGUCCCUGCUGAAGAUCGAGGACGGAAUCUUCGAGGUCAAGGCCACCGCGGGUGAUACCCACUUGGGUGGUGAAGAUUUCGACAACAAGUAUUUACUCUUUUUUCCAUUUGUUUUUCCCUGUGUGUCUAGCUGUCUAUCGGUGCGCUGCGUUAUGAUUUCUGGCCCAAAGAGUCUAUGUUUAGAAAAUCGGCUUCUCGGCAUGCUGUGAAGACUAUCUUGCGCUGUUGUACUCACACAUUCACCUUUUCCACCACUACCUAACACAGGAUUGUCGAGCACUGCCUGAAGGAGUUUACUCGCAAGAACAAGGACGUGGACAUCUCCAACAACCACCGUGCGCUCCGCCGUCUGCGCACCCAGUGCGAGCGUGCCAAGCGCACCCUGUCCGCCAACACCUCGGCGACGAUUGAGAUUGAUUCCCUCGCCGACGGUAUCGACUUCUCGUGCACCUUGUCCCGCGCCAAGUUUGAGGAGCUGUGCAUGGAAUUCUUCAAGGGCUCCAUGCUGCCGGUGGAGAAGGUCCUGAAGGACUCCAAUAUCAAGAAGGACAACAUCACCGAGGUCGUCCUGGUUGGUGGUUCCACCCGUAUCCCGAAGGUAUAGUUCGAAGUUUUGUGAUGGAAAUGCGUGUUUUUUUCAGGGUGUUUGUCUGCAUCUGUUCUGCGAGAGAAAGAAAGAAAGUAGUGAUUGAAUUUGAGUUUUUUUGCAGCGGCGAUACUUUCUAAACUGGUAAACCGAUCGCACUUGAAGAUGUCUAAUAUGAUUCAAUAUCCCAGGUCCAAGAGCUCCUGGAGGAGUUUAUGGACGGCAAGAAGCCGUGCCGGUCCAUCAACCCAGACGAGGCCGUCGCGUACGGUGCCACCGUCCAGGCCGCCAUCCUCAACGGUGAGGGCGGUGAAGCGUGCAAGGACCUGUUGCUGCUCGAUGUCACCCCGCUGUCCCUCGGUCUCGAGACCACGGGUGGCGUGAUGACCAAGAUCAUCGAGCGUAACACCACCAUUCCGUGCAAGAAGAGCGAUAUCUUCACCACGGACGCGGACAACCAGACCUGCGUGGAGGUGUGCAUCUACGAGGGGGAGCGAUACAAGACCAAGGACAACAACCUGCUCGGCAAGUUCAACCUCGACGGCAUUGCCCCGGCCCCGCGAGGCGUCCCGCAGAUCGAGGUCACCUACAGCUUGGACGCCAAUGGUAUUCACUCAAAAUUCGAUACAACAUUGGAGACUUUUUUUUCUUUCUCGUUCUGCCAUAAUUACUGAAUAGUGUUUGUUCUACUUGUGUCAAUACACAAAAUCUGAAUCUGUAAUGCAGAUUGGCAUGAAAUAAAAUCCUAUCAGGUAUCCUGCACGUGACCGCUAAGGACAAGGCGUCCGCCCGCAAGGGUCAGAUCACGAUCAACAACGACAAGGGUCGCCUGACCCAGUCCGAUGUCGACCGCAUGAUCGCCGAGGCGGAGAAGUUCAAGUCUGACGACCAGGCCCAGAAGCAGCAGACCGAGGCCAAGCAGGAGUUGGAGCAGUACUGCUACCAGGUGCUGGAGGCCACGGAGUCUGACACCCUGAUGGAAAAGCUGUCUGAGGAUGAACGCGCGAAGAUCGAGUCCACCUGCCAGGAGGUGAGGAGAAUGUUUUUCUAGUGCUUCUUGUGCGUUUGGAGAAAACCUGUCUAUGACUACGGCUUUUGUUGUUUGCUGCAGUGUAGUUUUUUUGAAUUUGAUAAUUCUCCUUUAAAAACGUGAAAUUCACCAUUGUCAACAUCAGGCGCUCGAGUGGGUUGAGCACAACAAGGAGAUCGUCGCUGCGGAGCUGUCCGCCAAGAAGCGCGAAGUCGAGAGCACCGUCAAGCCGCUGCUGACCAAGAUGUACCAGCAGAAGGAAGAGAAGUCUUCCAAGAAGAAGACCGGUGGCCGCCGCCGUUAAGCAGUUCUAGUUCUUGGGGAGUUUGCCAAAACAUGAUUCGGCCAAAGAGCUCCGGUAGAUGAAACGGCUAGAUGAUAUUGUGUUCUACCAUAGGGAAGAACUACUUACGAAACGCGCGCCGUUUGCUUCUGCAUCCGAUUUUUCCAUUGAUUAAACUCAAUUGCAACUCUAGUGACUACAGCAGGUCUGACAACGACUGUUGCUAGCUAUAGAAAAAAAGUUUCUCUUUCCUACGCUUGAGGCAAAGUGCAUUCUAUGUGAUAGAAUGUGUGGCGCCUAAAACUUCGAGGUAAAAUCUGAAAGUGACAUCGCAAGGAUUCUGAUCGAGUGGUUUUUUUGAUUGAAAACACCGCCGAGCAGAAAUGGAGAUUUAGUUUAGAAAUGUACCGACGAGAAAACGAGUACGCCCGAAACUAAGGAAGAAAAAACGCAGGAUAAAAUACAUGCAUACAGUUCUGUACGAGGCGCUCUUGAUGCGCACCUUAAAGACAAAGAUGAAACAAGUGGAAUUCAGAGAUCACGCUCUUGGAAAAUGCCACACGUGACUUUAGAGAUAGAAGUAACUUAAACCAAGCGUUGAAACUCUUGCACCAAAUGUAAAAUGCUUUGAAUGGAUAGAUGACGAGCAACGAACGCGUCGACAGCUAAGUUCUCCACUCUAAGACCACCGACCGCAUUUCUUGAUGGCAUGAUCACACGAAAACCAUUGCGCUAAACAAUGCAUCGCAGCCACUUUCAAAUGAAAUGAACUGACUACGCAAGGAAAUCUUUAUCGAGGAGUAAUGGGUGUUGCGGCUCUCCGUGUCCCC